Gallus gallus (chicken) is the source of this 16639-nucleotide messenger RNA. It is a transcript of the gene MSRA, whose product is annotated as methionine sulfoxide reductase A. The record is from RefSeq and is a predicted model, not a curated record. Gene Ontology annotation, biological process: cellular response to oxidative stress. The transcript is spliced from 6 exons. Gene Ontology annotation, cellular component: cytoplasm. NCBI's taxonomy places the organism in Eukaryota, Metazoa, Chordata, Aves, Galliformes, Phasianidae. Gene Ontology annotation, molecular function: peptide-methionine (S)-S-oxide reductase activity. The coding region runs from base 15260 to 15949 and encodes 229 amino acids.
UGGUGAUCCUGCCAGUUUUUGAUGUGUUUAGUGUCAAGUGAACUGUUCUCCCAGCUUGUGCUUUCACAGCUUCCAAAUGCUUAUACUGUAAGAGAUGGUGUCAGGAGCCCUGCUAAAGUCAACAUGUCAUCCGCUGCUUUACCCUAAUCUGCAUAGCCAGUCCUGUAAUUGUAAAAGGCAACCCGUCUGGUCAAGCAUGAUUUCUCCUGGGUUGAGUUUUCACCAGAUGUGGUUUUUCUUUCUGAUUUAGAGGGAUGCUGGUCUAGCAGGAGGUGUCCCUGCCUAUGGCAGGGGAUUAGAACUAGAUGAUCUUAAAGGUCCCUUCCAAACCAAACCGUUCUAUGAUUCUGUGAUUCUUUCAUGGGCAGCCUCCUGCACCAUGUUCAUUCUGUUGCACCCAACUACACAUCUUGGAAGUCACACUUAAUCUAGCCUAGAAGAGGGCUACAUUGCAUUUCUUUUUCUUUGUAACAUGCUGACCAUAGGAAUAUGUGGCUGUGUGUGGUUGGUAGUGAUUCAAAGGGCUCAGUCUGCAGAAGUCAGGGAAAGUUGGGUGAAAUACCAUUGAGUUGAAUACAUUGUAGACAGUAGUAAGCUUCACUUACUCUGUGUAAUUUAGUUAGAUCUGUCUGAUAUUCAACAACUUCCAUAAUCUGGGAGUGAUGUGUUAAUUUCCUUGCAGGAGAGCUGCUGCAUUCAUAUUUGAAAAUUCUUUCAUAUGAUCUCUGUAUGAUGGUGCAAUGCAAUAUCAUGUUCUGUAGGAAAAUCACAUGCUAUUUGUUGCUUUUUACCUUUCCAAUAGAACUCUAGUUGUCAGAAUUAAUUUUAGUUGCAAUAUUGCUGAAAUCUUGCUAUGAUUUUGUGAGUAUGUGAAUAUAUAUUGCUUACACUAUUUAAUUGGCUGUUUGUUUAUGAUAGUGCUAGGAGCCCUGAUCAUGUAGGGGGAACCACCUGUGUGAGGCAUUGUGUAAUUUUAUAUGUAUUUAUUUAUAUAUAUACAUACACACAGACUCUUAGCUGUUUUUCCUCAGUUGAGAUAGUAGAAUAUUGUUAAUUAGAAGGAAUAGUUCAUCCCACUGAUUCCAAUGAGCAGUGCUAGGAAAUAGCUUAGGUCACAGCGUGUCCAUCUGUACUGACUUAACUUUCCUGAAGCAGUAAAGGUAAAACUCAUGAGUAGACAGUCUUACACUUAUUUAGAGCUAUUAAAACUCAUAUAUAUGUAUGUGUGUAUAUAUAUAUAUUUGUAGAUUAGUAGAGUAAUCGUUGUGAACUUGGAGGAGGUCACUGCAAAUUUCUGUCUGACCUUCCAUAGAAAAAAGAGCACAACAUUUCCAUGAAUUAAUUCUUGCUUGAAUCAGCUUGUUCUCUUUAGAGAAAACACUGAUUAAAAAUGCCCUUUGACAGAGAGCCCUCUGCAAAAUUUCACAAUUUUUUCCAAUGUUUCAUAACUUUCUCCAUUAAAAUACUGCCUAUUUUGAAUCACUUUGCUGCGUUUGAACUUCCAGCCAUUGACGCUUGUUACAGCUUUUUUUUCCAACAAGGUGAAAAGUGUGACAGUAUGUGUUUUCAGCUCUUCAUGAAGUAUAUUUAGAUGGUAAUUGUGCAUUAACCUCUUUUUAAAGAAGCAAAGACUGAAUCAGACAUAAAGCAAACAAAGUGAACUGUUUUAUUCUGUCAACAGAAGGCAUGUUUUUCAGUCCUUCAUUUGUUCUUGUUUCUUUAUCUUAAACUGUCAUCACUUAGUUAUCAUCUUCCUUGACGUGUCGCUAUCAGUGGUGACAUAGGAUUUUAUUAGUAGUAGUGUUAGUGUCACCUGCAGUCCUGUUCCUACUCAGUAUUUUCCUGUUUGUAUAUCAUAGAAUCACAAAAUGGCUUGUGUUGGAAGGGACCCCAAGGAUCAUGAAGCUCCAACCCCCUGCCUCAUGCAGGGCCACCACCUCCACAUCUAAUACCAGCCCAGGCUGCCCAGGGCCCCAUCCAACCUGGCCUUGAACACCUCCAGGGAUGGACGGUGCAUCCACAGCCUCUCUGGACAGCUGUUCCAGCACCUCACCACUCUCACAGUAAAGAACUUCCCCCUGAUAUCCAACCCAAAUCUUCCUACCUUCAACUUAAAACCAUUUCCCCUUGUCCUGCCAUUAUCUACCCUUUCAAAGAGUUGACUCCCCUCCUCUUUGUAGUCUCCCUUUCCAGGCACUGCAGGGCUGCAUUGAGGUCACCCUGCAGCCUUCUCUUCUUCAGCAGUAAGAUUUCAGUUUUAGUUGCCUUACCAUUGUUAAAUGUGCGAUCUCUGAGUGAAAGGGUGGCUGUGCCUAGGCUGAGUUGGGCCGGAACAUGGUGCUCAGAAGGGUCUCGAUGCGUGUACAGAACUGAUGGGAGGGAGUAGGGAAGGUACAGUGAGACAUCUCACUGUCUUGUCCCCUGUGGAGGGACAGGAGGCAACAGGCACAAGCUGAAAUGCACAGAGUUGCAUAUAACAGAGGAAGAAACUCUGAUGUUUGAAUUUUCCCCAGGCUGGACAGAGAUAGGUCAGUUUUUUCUAAACUUCCUGGAGGAUGCACUGAAGUUUGACAACAGGAAUCCCUUUCUGUUCCUUCAGAGACACGUUUCUUUGCAUUAAUUUAUGCACAACAUGGACACGCAUUUGAUGUGAACAGCUUUGCUCUUCCCCAUCUGUCCCUUGGCUCUGGAAGUAGCACAUACUUUUCACAGGAUUCGGGCAGAUUGGAUUCCACCUCAAUGGAACCUAUGCGCAUGAAGAAUAACAUAUCUUAAUUCUUACAGGGAGUUUACUUCACAAGAGUUAUUUAAACGAGAUGACACAUCCCUUUAGGACCUCUUUAGCUGAUUUCUAAUGUUGCAUUUGGUGCUUUAUAGCAGCGUACAUCUAUCAUAGAAUCAUAGAACGGCCUGGGUUGAAAAGGACCACAUUGAUCAUCCGGUUCCAACCCCCUGCUAUGUGCAGGGUCGCCAAGCACCAGACCAGGCUGCCCAGAGCCACAUCCAGCCUGGCCUUGAAUGCCUCCAGGGAUGGGGCAUCCACAGCCUCCUUGGGCAACCUGUUCCAAUGCGUCACCAUCCCUGCUGAAACCAGGACACUGUGCCUUGCUAUUUGUCAAUGAAUACAUCAUGUCAAUCUCCUUGUUUUUGUGCCCUGUUCGUGCUGCCCAGCAUUAGGGAAAAAUCUGCCACCUUAUGUUUAUUCUGUGCCUAAACAUGUAUGCAGUGUUAAUUUGAGAAGUUUUAAAUAGAUUUUCCCUGAUAUUCUGACAGUUUACUGAGUUGUGUCAGACACACAAGGUUCUGCAGUGCAAUUGCAAACUAAAAUGUAGGCGUAGUGUUUUCCAGGAUGCUUUCCAUUAGGAAAACAAAUUAGGAAAAGGAUAAGGAAGAAAGAGAAAAACGUUAGAUAUUAUUUCCUUUCAUGAAUUAAAGAAGUUCAUUAAGCAUGGGCAAAUCUGAAACCUGGUGGGCAUGAAUUUAAUAUCACUGUACAGAAGGUCUAAAAUAGAGAUUGUUGAGUGAGUCUGUGCCUCAGAACAGAACUUACAAGGGAAAUACAGUUUUUCUGAAGGUUUGGGAGUAGUUUUGUAAACUUUUGAGCACUUUACCUGAUAGAGUGUUUUAGAUAAAGAAUCAAUGGGUUAGCCAUUUUUACUUAAGUGUAUAUGGAAUGCGGGCUAAAAAAAUGAGAUAUGACUUCAAUUAAGUACAGUACAGGAGCAGGUUGAAUAGCACUCUCAUAUGUGCUCUAGCAUUCCUCAGAUUUCAAUUUACCUUUCUAAUUCAGAAGGGCUAAUUACUUACUCCUUCAUUCUAAGAAACGAUCUUUGCCUCAAAUAUACUCAAGCCAUCCAUUUCCAUAAAUUAUUAAAUUUCAUUACAAUUUCACGGGGUAUGUGGAGAUUUAAACCAGAAAAGACAUAAAACAGAGUAUGUUUCUUUGGGGAAGCACCUCAUUUCCAGUGUCUGUUUACUAUCUCAGUGUCUAUUUACUAUUUCAAGGCCAGGUUGCAUGGGGCUGUGAGCACCUUGGUCUAGAGGAAGGUGUCCCUGCCUACAGCAGGGGUUAGAACUGGGUGAUCUUAAAGGUCCCUUCCAACCCAAACCACUCUAUAACUCUAUUUGAAAGACAAGUUCUGAAAUGCAGAUUUCCACAUCUUUACAGGUCGGUAUGAGAUGAAUUUCCUUGGAAAUCCCGUCUGUAAUAACAUGCCAUGGCUUUUACUCUUGCUCUCUCUGUUUUUUAUUUUAUUUUUUUCUUUGUUGGGUAUUUAUAUCUAAACACUAAGCAGCUUAUUUGCAGGCCAAGUGUACAACUAUAGAUACUGUACUGUCAUUUGAAAAACAGGAAUUACUUUACGUUUACUCAUUACAUUUGCAUUUUGGAAGGUGUUGCAAGGAAAGCAAAGGCUAAGGCAGUCUAAAGGGAUUUUGUUGUUGUUGUUUGCGUGUGCCUUUUGCUCUUGACAGCUGGACAACAAAAAGAAGUUAGUAUGCACACACAAAGCUUGAUAGAUUAAAAGCAUAUGAGAAGUAGGUUUGUAGAGCCGCACAUCCAGCUGUCAAAUGCUGCUCCCAAGGUAACAUCGUUCUGAUGAAAAAACCCAGUGCUCCCUUAUCACCUCUAACUACACCGCAGCUUAAAGGGCUACGUCACUCAUCACUAAGCCCUCUCAAAAAAAAAAAAGAAAAAGAAAAAAGAAAUAAUAAUGAAAAAAUGCCUGGCUGAGUCCCUGGAGCACCUCGCUGACUACUUAGCAUGCCUCUCACAGUGGGAUGUGCGGCGGCACGAUGCACCAAGUUGCACCCCCAGGACCGUGAUGGGGCUGGCACGUGGGAAGGAUCCCCGGGGUUUCUCUGGCAACAGCACAGGUUGCUGGGAAACGGAAUUACCUAAAUGGCAGAAACUUCACCCAACUGGCAGCCUCUUGAAUGGAAAUUGGGCUUGAAGGAGACUCCUCUUGCUGAUACCGCAAUUUCCCUCUCUGGUAUGGAAAAUGAAUCCAGAGGUUCUUUAUCCAGAGGAUUAGGCGUGGAUGCUAAAAAUUCAUUCAGAGUUGCAUAAUAAAGAGGAUAAUGAUUUGCAGGAAGAGGUAGCAGUGUGGUACACUGGGUUCAGUAGCUUCUUGUUGCUGUGGUUUUGGAAAGGGACAUAAUGUAUAAAUUCGCCAAAUUUGCAUUGCUAAAUAAACUGGUGGGAAGCUCAAGGCUUGUAUUUACAUGAGUUUUUUUUUCACUAGGGAAUAUUUCAUAUUAUUUUGUGUGAAGUCUGGGAUACAUUGACCUCCUCUGGCUAAUUGUAGUCGUUCUAUCUGCAGUAUGGUUUCUGCAUGAAUGCCAUUGACCUGACAUUUAAGUUAUGUUGUAAUUUCAACCCAGAAAAAAGGAGGAUUGUGAGAAUUGUCUCACUCUUUUGUCAUGCCUUUGUGCUACUGUUUCAAACCUCAUGAGCUUAGAUGCUAAGCAGAUAUGGGGAUGUUAGCAUAUAUAGGUUUUUAAUGAUGGGUUGUUGCAGCUAUUCACAUACAAGUAGGCAUUGCUAAAAUAAUGGGUAGUAAUUCAGGUUGUGACCGGGGUUGCACAGGAUGUGCACAGAUGUGAUAUGCAUUGCAGUGCAUAUCACAGGAAGGUACAUGGGAUUAGGCCACCCACUGGGGCUUCACUUACCACAUCAGAGAGGAGUGAAUGGUGGAAAAGCCUUUGUUUGGGGUUUACCAUGUACUGAGUACAGAGCUGGGAUGGAGCACUGGGAGGUACUGUUAGGAUCAUUGACUCUGGUGCAGUCUGUGUGCUUAAUUCAUCACAUGAUGAAUGUCAAAAGGCAUUUAAACUUGAAAUGCCCCUUCCAUCCGCGGGCUGCAAGGGGAGCAUCCAGUGAUGGAGGUGUGUGUAUUAGUUACAUUCUAGUCUUCCAUUUGAAAGACUUUUCCAGCAAUUGACUGUGUUGACUAUUUAAAAUGUUUUAAGUUUGAAACAAUUCUUAAUUGUUCUUUUUAUCUCUUUAGUUGUGUUUUCUAGCCAUCGAGCAUCUCUGUUUUCUGUUAUUUCUUUGAGGAGAGAAAAGACACACCGGUCACAAUGCCUUCUCAUCCUGUAUUCUGUCAAAGAGUAAAGCUAUUUUAAUAUCUGCCCAUAUAAUAGGCUACUUUUCAAAAGAUAUAAUCAUACUUUUGAACACAGAUGAGCUGUGUUAUAUAUGGCAUUCUUAAAGGGUAACUCAUAUGGACACUCAUUCAAACCAGAUCUGCUCAUGAUUUACGUUAUGGUUGCAUGAACAGAUUAGCUCAGUGUAAGCCUGAUGUGGAUUUAUAACAUAAAAACUACUCCAGGUAACUGAAUGCCUUUGUUGUGCACUGAAUGCUAAGUCAUCUGUCUGGUUUCAUUAGAAGGUAGGCUGCGUUACAUUUACUCCAGGGUAAAAAAGUGCAGUUACCACAAAGAAAUGUGGUAAUGAGGAUUUUGUUUGCAUGCAUCAUUUUUUGUCUUUUUUUUUUUUUUUUCAGAGAACACCAGAAGCAAACUUAAUUGAGGGCAUAAUGUCAUUUAAUGACCUGCCUGUAGUUGGUACUCGAUACAAAGCCUUAAUUUUUUCUUGCCCUGAGUCAUAACUGUCUUCUCUUUCUACUCACGUCAUAAUAUGCCAGUUCAAAGAAUCAUGAUUUUAUUCCUACUUUGCUUUGCUUUUCUUGGCUAAGGUUCAUAUACAACAUUUCCAGUAACAAAGAAAAGAAUUUCCAAAGUGAGAUUAUGCUCAGCAACAGUUCAGUUGUUCACCUACGUAACUGCAGAAGUGCAGCUUUAGUUCCCUUGUUAUAUGGUGAUACAGUCAUUGAAUGUUUGGCUUAUAAUUGUGUGAUAGGUUCUGUUUCAUCCUGCAUGCUAAUACUCUAUUUAUUAUGUGUAGACUUUCAGUGGUGUGGAUGUAUUUGUAUAUUGCUCUCAUUUUGAUAUUUGCACAUUUUUAUGAUACAUAUGAAACCUGCAUUUAAAUUUGUAGUUCAAUUAGAAUAAUACAUAUAAAUAAGUCUUUAGUUCAAAUAAGAUAAAAGCCCAUGCAAUAUAUAAUUAUGCUUAUUGCAGUUUCUUAUUUGUUGCUCACAGCUCCUUCUUGCUGCAGAUAGGCAAAAGUGUACUUAGUGGAAUUUCAUCCAUUUGGGUGAGCAGAUUAUUGAGUCUUAGUUUCCAAGAUAGAACCUUGCUUACUAUUGAGGCUUGUGGCCAACUGGAUUAUAUUAAACUGGAGAUUUGGUGCCUCAGACACUGGCUGUUAACCCCUGCUGGAAACCCAGUGAGAAAGUAGAAGUAUCCUGCAAAGGAUGGUCGUUCUGAUUAGAUGUUGGAAGCGGUCAUGGCAAGCCUGAAGAUUAGCAGCAAAAGCAUUCCACAUCCUGCAGUAGGAAUUGGAAAGUGUUUCCAUUCAAGGAUGCUAGGUAUUUCCUGCAAACUGCAGUCAGGAAUGGUCCUUGGGUAGGAGAAAUGCUUCUGUAUUGCAUAGCUUGCUCUCCAAGGGAAGCAUGGGUUGGUUUUUUGUUAAUGACGCUGCUGGCAUGUCUACUUUUACUGAACAUCAUAGCAAAAUCUGGAUUAUGUUGCUGAUGCUUCAGAGCCCUUUCUGUUUGACUUUCCUCCUUCAUCUUUUCCUCCUUCCAGGCUCAGAAAUGCACUUUAUGGUUCCUCAAACAUUCAACUCCUAAAAAAUUCAGCCUAGAACCUGUUUACACAGCUGUAGCUACUUCAGGUUAUUCAGUCCACUCCCAAAGGAGGAGCAGACCCCCAAAACGGUCAUCAGUAUUUUGGCGUGCACUGCUGUACGGCCUCACAUUGCGCACUGGGUGCAGAAGGACAUAAAACUAUAGGAGAGACUCCAGAGGAGGAUGUAGAGUCAAGGUAUAUGAGGAACGCUGAGGUUCUUUGGUUACAGAAGCUCAGAGAAGAGACUGAGAGGAGGCACUGUGACUGUGUGCUUUUCCUGCCCCCGCAGCUUCCUCUUUAAGCUUAGACAUUGAGCCCAAGGCCUGAUAACAAUCAGGGUCUCACAAAGACCUAUAACCACCACAAACCUGUUUGAAACUGGGGGCUGAAAGAGCUGAUAGCCGACACCUGGGUCAGCAGCUGAAGGGCAAUUGAGCAUGCAUCACAGCUGUGGCUGAGUCAGCCAUCUUAUCCCUUAAGCUGUGAGUGGCCCAAAGGUCCCUGGAGUAUUUUGGCACAGUGGUUGGCUGUAUGAUAGGAUCUCUUUUUGAGUAGGGAUAUCUCUUGGGGUUACCUGUGUUGUAGAGAUCCCUCACACCUUGAUGUCAAGAUGCUUCUUGUCAGUAUGGGUCCUUGGUAAGCAACUAAUAGAUUGUUCAAGCUUUGUUAUCUUUGCUAAGGUUAUAUCUUUAUUUGUGAGUGUAUAGUUAAUUUCUCAGACAUAAAUGUUUAUCUGGUCUGGGUCUGAGAGUGACUUCAGCUGCAUGUUCAUGUCCACUUUGAAAUGGAGCAUUCUGCUUAUGAAAAAUGCCUUUUGAUGUCAUUAGCAACUGCAUGUGGUGUCUGUUUGAAAGUGUUGAGUAGUGUAAGGAUUUGGGGUAGUGCUUUAUACCUUGUUUCUCACUACUGAGUGGGUUAGCAAAUGUGUUUUCUUAUCAGAUGGCCUAUGUUUCUCGCUGUGUGAUUUAAUUUGGUCCCCUGUGCUGUACUUUGUCAUCAAAUUGCUUUUCAAGGUACUUGAAGGAUGUUCUCUCUCAGCAUGUAGGAUUCCAUCCCACUCAGAUAAGUCAGAUUCAAACUCUGAGUAGAAAGCACAGGCAUUGCAGGCUAUUUCUAUACCAAGAAAUUAAACAGUAUCCGGACUGUAGGUACCUCUACCUUCCUUUUUCUUGUAGAGUUCCAGUAUGGUGUGGCUGUGGCUGGGCUGUUGGGAGAGGUUUGGAAGGCAUCAUCUGUGGUCACAAAAUGCCCAACAGUAGGUUACAGGUGUCCCCAUUCUUCGAUGACGGGCAGAUUUGUCUUUUUGCCAUGAAAUAAUGAAAUUUCUGCUUUAGUCAUCGCUAAGGAAUCAUCUUUGUGUGGAGCAUUUCACAUACCAAUUAAAACCUACUCAGUACUUAAUUUAAUUUACAGUAAUUAUAAGCAAGCUUUUUCAAUGAGAGGGGGGGGGAGGAGAAAAACCAUCAAAUAUAUAUUUUACAUGUGUGGAUGUAUGUGUACAGACAUUCUUACAUACUUCUGUUGUAAAACUCAGUUAUUUAAGUACAAUGCAAAUUUAGAAGUGGAGAAUGAGUAAAAACGACUCUCUCAGGGCAGAUUACUGGAUGCAGGUCAUGAUGCUAAUCUCUGUAGGACCGUUUAAAAUGUAGUUUGUGGGAAAUAUAAUUGUUGAAAAGAAUGUUGAGUAGGAAGCCCUUUGUACUUAGAUUUUUACAACAAAGCUCUUCCUCAGUGCGUAACAAAGAAUAUCAUCUUAUUCUUUAAGCACAGACUGCUGAUUACAAGAGGGUAACUUAACCAUAGUUAAGGAAAAUUUUCUUAUUAAUUUGAUUUUUUUCAGAGCAUCCUUUUCCAUAAUCACUGUAGCUACUGAGACCUUCUAUCCACUUCAUUGCAAGUCUAUUUUCAGUAUAUUCAAGUUACCUGUAAGUGGAUGCCAUUAGGAAUAACUACUUCUACCUGCAGUGCUAUGCAUAUAUUUUUCAUGUUGCGUGCUAUAAUCGCUUUUCUAAAUGACAGUCAGAAAUGCCUGUGAAGCUGAGUUCCUAACAUUUUGAUUUUUGUAAGUACCUGUUUUUUCUCCUGAGGAAACAGAUUUCUGAUAGAAAUUAUAAGCAGUUAAGGGUAUGAAUGAUGUUUGAAGUUCCCUGUAGAACUUCAUAGAUACAAUGCAUACGUCUGAAAGGUUCUGAGUGGCGCUGGACAAAGGAAAUGGGAAAGCAAAAUUCUGUUUUUUAUUCUCAUGAAAAAAACUGGCUAUAGGGCUGGAGAGGAGCAUGUCUAAUGAAGGCUGACCUGUGCAUUUAGUUCUUUCUGGUUGGGAUGUCAAGCUAGCAGAUGAGUUGUUAUGGUAUAUGCCUAUGCUGAGAUAAUUAGGAUGAUGUUGAUCGCUUUGUAUAGUUGUUUUAAUUUAAGUUUUCAACCAUGCAUCUCUUGCUACUUCUCAUUCUUUUAUACUGCUUGCUGUUACAGCUACGUUCACUUGCUUAUGGAUUCUUAGUGCUUCACCAGUGUUGGGCUAUUUAACAGUGAAUGAAAACCAAGAGCAAAGAGAGUCGUUAGACAAUUUAUUGUUAUCAUCUCCUCAUAAGGGUGGCCCAGGUAGAGACAGACUUUUCCCUAUCAUACUUUCACCAUUUGAUAAUAAAUCAAGAAAGUAUCUGUCUCAACGAUCAGACACCUAAAGAACUUGUGACUUGUUCUUAAAGAAAUUGGUUUUACUAAUCAGUUGUAGGCAUUCCCAUUAAUGAUAACAGGGACUCGGUAGCAGAAGUUCUAACAGAGGUAGCUUUGACAUGACCAGUGUUAAGAAUGUAUUUAUUCCUAAGAGUAAAGUGCUUUGGGUAAUAUCACACAUGUGCUGCUCAUGAGCAGUGGUUUCAUACCAGGUGUUCCGAACAAUGCGUUACUUGUCUUUCAUUGACCCAUAGCACAGAGAUGUUCUGCCAAGAAGGACGAAAAGGCAAAUUAUAAAUAUACCCAGCAUUUAAGUGUUUUAGGAAUAGCACUUUAAAGUUUUCCAAUGGUUAGAUGUAUUUUAAUGUGUACACGUACUUGUUAGCAUUUGUAGUUUAUAUUAUCUGUGUUUAGGCAUUCAUUUACUGUGCUUCAUGUGAAAAUGUAGGCCUGUAAGUGUGUUUGGCUUUUGUAAAUAAUUCCUUCACAUGAAUCCUUCUCGUAAGACUUGCUAGCUAGCCUAGUAUGCUUGCAUUUAUUUUCUUCACUUGUAAUGAAUGCACUUGCUUCCACGUGUAACAGCUUAAGGAAUGAGUUGCUUCUUCUAUGCCUGUAUGUAUAUACUAGUACAGGUAGCCGCGUGCCUUGUUUUUGUAAGGCACAGAUGCACUUGAGUGGAAGAGUACAUGGAUGGAGGAAUUUAGAGAAAACGCAGACUAAGAAAACAUCAGGAGGCUUCUGGAAGUAGAAUUUUAAAUGAACUAAUUGCUAUGAGAGACAGUGAGAAGAACAGAGUAAAUAACUUGAAUUAAAUGAUGACCAAGACCCAGAUAAAUAUUUUUUUGCCUAGUUCAUGGAAUAAAAUAUUCAUUGGAUAGGUAAAAUACUGUGAAAGAAUAAAAGUAUGGAUUUUUCUUUGAGCAGGGUGAUGUGGGUGGUGUGAAGGUCCAAGCUAUGUGCUGUUCUGCUGUCAUAAGCCUGACAACAUGAUGAUGGCCAGGUUUGCGCUAGAGAUGGAGCAGAGAAUAUUUGUAAAGAAAGAUGAGGAAAGUUAGAUGGAGCCCUGGGCAGUUUGUUCAAGCGUUUGAAUUAUUGGCUGGCAGUCCUUACCACAGCAGUGGAAUUGGAACUAGAUGGUCUUUGAGGUCCCUUCCAGUUCAAGCUAUUCUAUGAUUCAGUGAUUCUGUGAAUUCAGCUUUCUCUGUAUUUUGUGCCUUGCCAGAGAAGAGCAUAAAAGAAAUGUGAGGAUAACUGAAGGUAUGAGAAUGACUCCUUUAAAUUGGAGUUACAGGGAAGUUGAAAAUAUUCCCCAAAUGCAAGUUGUGGUGAAAGUUUUGUAGCUUCUUAUCUAUUGGGUUAGGUGAAACACUAGAUUGAUCUGGGUUGGAAACUUAUUUAUGGAAAGGAAGAAGGAUUAUGUCAAAAGAUUUUGACAGCUGAGAGGAGGAAGAUGCACCACGCUCAGUAACACCUUUCAAGAUGCAAGCAGUGCUGGUGGUGUGGAGCAGAAAUGUAAUUGCAGAGUAUUUAAGAGAUAAGAGGGAAUUAGGAGAGUUACAGUAAACUACACAUUUGAAAACAUGCUGUAAGACAGGAAGAGGGUAGUCAUUGCUGUAAAUGAGAUCCAUUGUGUUUGAAGCAGUGUGUACUGAGAGAUAAAAUGAGGCUCUUCAUCAUAUUAGUGAGGCUGUCCUUUUCUGUAAAGCAUUUGGCUACUGGGGAAUACAUUUGUUUUUCCUGCUGUACUUUCUGGAAGAAUAAUAUUAAAUAGUUCAAAUUGUUUGUCCUCCUGGAAUUAUAUAUUUUUGGAAUGUACCUUUUGGCAGAAGGCCAACGAAAAGAUGAGUUCCUAAUGAUGUCUGUUGGAGUACUAUAGAUUCAGAAGGUCUUUUUGUUCCCAUGUUGAUGCCUCAUGGUCUUUCAGUAGAGGCUAAUUGACAUAUUAGAGCCUUCUGUCAAGUGCACAAAGAAAAGAAACAAAAAUUAAACCUAGUCAUCUUUUCCCACUUUUGGCAUGUCAUAAUAAUGCUGGAUGUUAACUGAGAAGGUGGGAUGUGCAGUAUUUAGAGACAAAAGUGUGAUAUUUCUGUUUGUUAAUGGUGUUCCUUCUGGAGUUGGGAGGCUGCUGGGAAUAACACAAGUAGAUCUAUUAUGGUCAUCGAAAACAUGAGGUCUUACUUGUGCACUUGUGGAUCAUUGUACUUACUGCCUUACAGCUGUUAGUUUAACUUAUGUACAAAAGUGUCAGUAGUCAGGAGCAUGCAAUCUCUUGUACAUUGUUCUGCUUAGAAAGGUAGUAUUUUCUCUUUUUUUUCUAGGCUUAACACAGAUACUUGUUUUGUUUUAACUUGUUCAGAGGGAGAAUGCUUUUCUUCUUUCUGAGCUAAGUGAGCUUUAGCCCUGAGUCAAACCUUGGGGAAGACUGGAUUGCUGGGUCAUGAAUGGCACAGAGCCUCAGAACAGCAGGGACUCUAUGCUGAACCCUUAACAAACAGAUCGCUAGCAUCCAUAAACUUAUAAAAUAUGCAUGGUUAGGGAAGUAGUGUAUUUUCUGCAUAAUUUGUGGUGCUCAUUAAUGUAAAUGCAUAUACUUAAAAUUUGGCAUUUUGCCUUGGCAAAUAGCUUACAGAUAAAAGAAAAUUAUCCCUAUAAUUCUCCAUGUAUGCAUUAUAGCCAUUUCAAAUAUAUUGAAUGAAGUUCUGAAGUUUUGGAAUGUACUGAGAACGUUUUCACCCAAGUUAGCUGUUAGGGCUGAACGGUUCCUCUUUUGAAUGCUGCCAGAACUCGUGCUUUUUGAAUUAGUGGGUGACAUCAUUGGCAUCUGCAGAUGCCAAAGUUCUUUCCUAUGAGAGUGGUGAGGUGCUGGAACAGCUGUCCAGAGAGGCUGUGGAUACCCCAUCCAUCCCUGGAGGUGUUCAAGGCCAGGUUGGAUGGGGUCCUGGGCAGCCUGGGCUGGUAUGAAAUGUGGAGGUUGGUGGCCCUGCCUGUGGUGGGGGGUUGGGGCUUCAUGAUCCUUGAGGUCCCUUCCAACCCAACCAUUCUGUGAUUCUGUGGGCAGUUUGCUAAGCACUGUUGUUAUGUUUUCUGGAUAGGGUGAGGUUUAGUAUCAGUUUUCAGCUGAUUAUUAGUUGUGGAAUUUACAAGAACAAUUGUUUUUCAGACUGCAGUUCAGAAAGUUGAACACGUACAUGAAUUUUUGGAUGUGAUCUUAAUUCAAAUCUAUACGUCUCCUACUCCUGGCACCUUCCCAUGAUUCUCCAGAGGAGAGAAAGAAAACAUAUUAUUUUAAGGAGUAUUUGGUACUUAUUAAAAUCACCCGUACACCCGCCUUCCCAAGAAUUCUGAUUUACUGCAGGUUGUUCCUGCUUCGCAUGCGGACAUUUUUAGAGAACAGAUUUCUUAUCGCUGUGAGCACUGAAUGGCUUCCAGAGCUCCACGAUCAGGGAGCAAAAACCUUACAUCCCUCAUAAAAGGUAGGAAACCAUGCGAUCUAUAAGCCGAUUUGGCAGAGGCAGCGGCUGUUGGUGCCAAGAUUUGGUUCCUGACCCGCAGCUUCCUGUUUUUAAAUCUAUUAAUUGAUUUGCAAAGAGCAUCUUUUGGAAACAAGGACUCCGACAGCCUGGCACAGGCUGGAGCUCCGCCAAGACUGCUCGGGAAGCUUGCCAUGCGGGGAGCGAGCGAGCGCGGGAGCGAGCGAGCCGAGGGAAGAAAAAAAGGCAAGACUUGGCACGGCGCAGUCAAAUCAGCUUCUUUUGUCUGCUUCCUCGGUUUGAGCUUCAGGAAAGAAAACCGUCCUGGGGUACAGAGAAACUCAGAACUUUUUUUUUUUCUGGUUUUCAAACUUAGCUGGCUUUUUAAGUCUCUUGGGUUGUCCGAACGUGGUGGCACACGAAAUGAUGCUCGGUUGGCAGUGGUGAGAGAAAUAAGACUUCUUUAAUGAAGCUUCCACAAUGUCAGGUUACACAUGUGUGAAAUACGAUAUUUGAUUUUUUUUUUCCUUUUUUUUUGUGUGUGUGUGUGCGUGUCUGGGUAAACUGUAAGGGAGCCAAGUAACUUGGAAGAAUACAGAGGGAAUGCUGAAAUCGAGAGAGAGAAUUUCUGUAUUUUUUUCCCCCUUUUUUUUUUUUUGCGGCAGCAAAAAAAGUUUUUGUUGACACAAAUGUGCUUUAAGACCAAAUCUGACCUCCUCCGGCAUGUGUUCAGAAUGGGAAUUUCAACGUUUCUCUCAUACAUGCUUCAGAUGCUAACUUUUAACGGAACGUCCUUAAAGCUUCCAUCUGACUCAGCGCUGGAGUAAGAGUAGAGAGAAAGUUGGGACAUCUUAACGCAAAAGUGAGUAUGUGCUUAAAGCAGUACUAUUUGUUUUGCUGCUCCGUGCUGCCUCGGCUCCAUCUCACAGCUAUCGGUGCCAGCACUGAAGACCAGCAGGGCAAGAAGAUACCCAGACUGCGCCUGAAGGGCUGUAAAAGAAAUGAGAGCCUGGCUGUUUUGUUACUGCUCUCAGAUAUCUCUUUCAGUGCAUCUUAGGAGACAGCGUGUGAAACUGCCGAAUUUUCAUCUGCUGGAGGAAAUCAGAGGUGGGGAAAUACUGACUUCUGCCAAGGGAGGGAUGUUUGGAGAUGAUGGAGCUGGGUUUGAACUGAUGACGCUGGAUAUAGGAACUUCAGUUAGUAGUUACAGUACCUGUUUGCUGUAAAUUGUGGAAAAAUCUGCUUGCUUUUUUUUUUUUUUCCCCCAUGCAUGGAUUAAAAAGAUCUGUGACGACUGAAGCGUGGAUGUCUUUUGAUUUCAAUAAAAUUAAGGACCUGAAAAUCCAUUAUUGGUUUUCUCCAAGGGUGCCUGGAUUUUCAGUGAGACAGGUACCUUAUUUCUGAUUUCCUAGGAACAAAUGCUGCUAUCUUGCCUAUUAGGCCUGGAUGUGGUUGGAUUAUACUCCUCCUGCUCUGACAGUCAGCAUUGUUAUUUCAGAGUAACUGUAAGGCAUAGAUUGUUAUGGAUCGUCUUCACUUAUAAUAAACAUCAUGUCAAUGGAAACAGAAUGGUAGAGCCUUUCCCAGAGGGAACACAGAUGGCUAUAUUUGGUAUGGGCUGUUUCUGGGGAGCUGAGAGGAAGUUUUGGAGACAGAAAGGAGUCUACUCCACUCACGUGGGUUACGCAGGAGGGUAUACUCCGAAUCCUACCUACAAAGAAGUCUGUUCAGGUAGAACUGGCCACACAGAGGUUGUACGAGUGGUAUAUCAGCCAGAAAACAUCAGCUUUGAGAAACUGCUCAAGGUCUUCUGGGAGAAUCAUGACCCGACACAAGGAAUGCGGCAAGGUAAUGACUUUGGCACUCAGUAUCGCUCAGCCAUCUACACCUUUUCCCAAGAACAGAUGGAAGCUGCCUUGAAAUCUAAGGAAGAAUAUCAAAAGGUAUUGACAGAAAGCGGUUUUGGUGCCAUCACAACAGAAAUCCGGGAGGCUCCGGAGUUUUAUUACGCUGAAGAUUACCAUCAGCAAUACCUCAGCAAGAACCCCAAUGGAUACUGCGGCCUCGGGGGAACGGGGAUUUCCUGCCCAAUCGGGAUCAAGAAAUAGCUUGUGCUCAUGGCACCCCCAAUGCUUUGUUCUAGAGGGUUGUUCUGAAAAGGCCAACAGCACUGAGAGGUGUUCCAGUACCCACAGCAUCAGCACAUCAAGAUUUGGGAUGCCCAGUGGGAUGGCUUUUUGUAGUCUGAGCAGCUUCCCUUUUGUUGACAUGAAAAGCCAAAGAGAUUUGGAAAUUUUGCUUGCUGGUCAAUGCAGCUUCUUGCUUUGUGCAGUUCCCUGGUUUCCUUGUAAGCUUGAAAUCUGGAGCGGAAAGAAACUUUUUAAAGUUUGGCUUGAAAUGCUGUUAAAGGGAUGGAUUAUGGGGUGGCUGCACCCAUUGAGCACUUUGCAUAGCUAAUGCCUGUAGGCAUACUUAUUUUCUUGGACUGAUGAAUUUGUUCAUGCUUUAGCUUUGACUUCUGGAGACAUGGCUGAGCUCAUCUUAGCUAUCACAACCCUGUAAUUUGAUGCCUUUGAGAAUGAUGAAUUUAGAAGAUCAGUAACUCUCUCACAAUUCCACUUCCGCUGCAACGUGUAAUAUCACCUAUAGUGCCUAUUUUCUGGAGCAAUUUUAGUAGGAAAAAGUAAAAAUUGUAAUGUGAUACUUCUUUUUGACAGUUCCAAAAAAUGUACAAACACAAGAAGAAAUCAAUUUCGUUUCCUGCACUACAAUAAAUUACGAAGACAGGAAAGAAAAAU